CAGUGGUGCAAAUAAUUAAGAUUACAUCUCACGUCUUAAGCUCCACGCAAAUCUAGCAAUACUCUCCACGCGAACGCCCAAAGCGCUCCCUAGAAAAACCCCACCACACGCACUUCUUCGGCAUUCAGUUCUGCCUCGCUCUUCUCUUGCUCUGCUAAAACACCCACUUUUCUCAGAGCCGAAAAUGGCAUCGUAUUCUUCUUGCAUGGCAGCAGCAUGUUUGGUGGCGGUGCUCAUUAAUGGGGCGAUGGCUCGGCAGUUCACGGUGGGCGGCAGCGCUGGCUGGGUUCCGCCCGCUUCUGCCACCAUGUCUUACAAUGACUGGGCCGGGAAGAACCGCUUCCUUAUCGGCGAUACCCUCGUGUUUAAGUACAAUCCGAGCGAGGAUGCGGUGGUGCGAGUGAGUGCAGAGGACUACAACAGUUGCAGCACCUCCAAUCCCAUUUCAUCUUUCAAAGAUGGCAACACGGUCUUCCAAUUCCCUGCCCACGGUCCUUUCUACUUCAUCAGCGGCAACUCUUCCAACUGCAACAACGGUGAAAAGCUCAUCGUCCUUGUCCUCGCACCUCGCAACAACACCGCCCAUUUUUCCCAUUCUCCUUCCCCUGCCCCCUCCACCACCGCCGCCGCCACACCCUCCCCUGCCCCCACCACCGCCGCCACCACUCCUUCACCUGCGCCCACCAGCACCGCCGCCACUCCUUCACCUGCGCCCACCACCAACGUUGCGACUCCAUCCCCUGCGCCCACCACCGUUGCCACUCCUUCACCUGCGCCGACCACCACCACCGCCUCUCCAUCCCCUGCCCCCACCACCGUAGUGUCUCCCGCACCAGCGCCGACCACCGUAGUGGCUCCGUCCCCUGCGCCCACAACCAUUGCGACUCCCGUGACUUCACCUAUGGUUGCUCCGAGCAUGAGCCCUGCUAAUUCGGAGCCCCUCAAUACUUCGCCAAGUCCAUCUCCCAUGGUAAAUCCGGGCGGAGCGACCCCUUCUGCCUCCGCGACCGGCCCUGCCGUUUCGUACUUGGUCUAUGCUGCGGUCACCCUUGUGACCGUGGUCUUGUCGGGAACCCCUACACUUUGCAAUUAAUACCUUACUGUGCCAGCCUGUACAGUGUUUAAAAUAAGAUUAUUGUGGUUUGCUCUCGGGCGAGAAAUUUGUUUAUUUUUUAUUGUACGAUUCGAACCGUUAUCGGUAUUUUGAUUUCUGGGCAGAAUUCUAUAUAAUAAAGCUACUUUACUCUUUA
This is a messenger RNA of Cryptomeria japonica (Japanese cedar), 1250 nucleotides long. RefSeq names its product early nodulin-like protein 9. NCBI's taxonomy places the organism in Eukaryota, Viridiplantae, Streptophyta, Pinopsida, Cupressales, Cupressaceae. The coding region runs from base 185 to 1093 and encodes 302 amino acids. Gene Ontology annotation, cellular component: plasma membrane. The record is from RefSeq and is a predicted model, not a curated record. Gene Ontology annotation, molecular function: electron transfer activity. The transcript has 2 exons.